AACGGUUGCUGAGCGGGGAUUGUUUUGGCUUGAUCUUUUUGCAGGCGCAUUAAUUUGCGUAACUCAGAACUCAGUGUCCCCAGAUAGCCUCAUAUCUGAUUCUCGAUUUACCAUCAGGCCUCAAUCGCUACUACGAAUUCCUCUGGGACGUCACUCGAACAUCAACUCUCCCCGUUCGCCCUUAAUUCGCUCCUUCUCCCUCAGAGAUUGCCAUUGAACUGCUUCAACCUUCUCCAAUCAUGGCUUACACAGACGAUGCUGUGAAAGCAAAGCUCUCAGCUCUGAACGAGACCCAGGAGAGCAUUGUCACCGUCGCGCAAUGGGUCAUGUUUCAUAGGCGUCAUGCCGAAAAGACUGCUCAAAUUUGGCUCCAGAAGAUUCGUGACUCGCCACCCCCUAAGCGACUGAAUCUCGUCUACCUAGCAAAUGAGGUUGCACAGCAGUCGAAAGCUCGUGGAAAGGAAGAUUUCCUCAUUGCAUUCUCGCCGAUCGUUGCGGAGGCCACGGCGGCGGCAUACAAAGGCUCGUCGAAUGAUAUUCAACAGAAGAUCCGCCGAGUCGUGGACGUAUGGAGACAGCGCCAUGUAUUCGAAGUCCCGAUUUUGGAUGCUGUGGAGGCGCGCGUGAACGAUAUUGACAAGAACCGCCUAACUACCAAGAAACAACCUCUCGGUGGCUCAUUCUUCAAGGAUUCCUCUGCGGGAGCUACUCCGUCCGAACUCCAACCUUUGGUCCCCCUGCAAGUCGCUGUCACCAAAGCGGCUAUGACUUCCAACACCUCUGCCACCACUGCCAGCACCGAGUAUAUCAAAUUGAACGACCCACAAGGUCCAAAGGUGACCCCUCCGGUGCUCGCUGCACGCCUGGGAACUCUUCUGAAGGCUCUCGCGCAUGCCGAGAAUUCCGUUUCAGAGGUCAUCAAAUCGCGCCGCGCUCUGAUCGACGGGCUCGAGAAAAUCCUCGCAACAAACCGCUCCGAGCUUGAAAAGGAGGAGUCUCUCGUGGCACAGUUUGGAGAGAAAAAGGCCGAGACGGACACAAAGCGACGUGAGGUCGAGGAUCUGAUUAUGCGUGGCUAUCAAGAUGACGAUUCCCUUACUGCUACCGGGCAGGGUAACGGCAACGCGGAGCCUCCUCGCCCUGAAAUUGAAGCUCUGACUCCUCCCCCAGUCGAGGCUAUCACACCCGUUGGAUCACCGAAGCCCGAGCAGCCACAGGCCAGCCAUGGCCCAUUCACGGAGGAGGCACCAAUAAGCCUUCCACAUGGCCUCAGCCUUGAAACGGACAAUGAUAUGUCAUUCGAUCCAUCCAAUAUCUCUCCCGGUGGUGAGAACGACUUCGACCUCGCUGCGACUGGAUCGGCUGCCAAGAGACGCAAGGUGGCGCACGAGGAGGACUAUGCAGAGUUUGCGGGUGGAGACUUGGAUGCCGAUGUGGCGGCUAUGAUUGCACAGGAAGGAAACCAGUGAUCUAGAGGUUGUUUUCAUCUGGUGAUCUGGUCGAACUCGCACCGUUUGUAAUCAUGGAGCGUUUGCCCUCCGUCUUCCGGGCUCUGUCUGCUAUUCAUUGUUGUGCGUGGGAGGGCUGUUCAAUUUUUGAAUG
Messenger RNA from Penicillium brasilianum, 1602 nucleotides. NCBI's taxonomy places the organism in Eukaryota, Fungi, Ascomycota, Eurotiomycetes, Eurotiales, Aspergillaceae. The record is from the annotation of a GenBank genome assembly.